Molecule: messenger RNA, 1451 nt
Organism: Leptomonas pyrrhocoris
Lineage: Eukaryota; Euglenozoa; Kinetoplastea; Trypanosomatida; Trypanosomatidae
Exons: 1
Coding region: 201-1451 (416 amino acids)
Source: RefSeq, a predicted model, not a curated record
AGCUUUAGACGCUGCAUUCCGCCACAGCCACUUUUAGAGGAAAUAUAUCUAUUUGUUUAUCUAUUUAUUUAUCUAUUUGCUUUACAUCGCCCACUAUCUUUACUCUCUUACCUCAGUGCAGCCCCGCAUCGCUUGUCUCCUCAGAUCCCCCUCCCCCAUAUAUAUAUAGUAGUGUUAUGCACAGCAUCAUACACGGCACAAUGAUGCGGGGAAGCUCGAACGCGCGGCCGCGGCACGGCGCCCGCCGUCUUGCGUUGCCUCUGCUUCUUCUCCUCCUCCUCUUCUGCGGGGCCGUGCGCGUUGCCCACGGCUUCGCUUUCGUGCCGGUGAUGAGCAGCUUCGCGAAACAGGACACCAGCGGCAGCAAAAUGCAGUCGCGCCUCGUCUGCCAACAGGGCGGUGGCUACCUUGCCAGCGAGCCCACCGUAGCAUUACAUCAGUCGGUCAUCGAGACGGUGCGGCGGGCCGGUGCGGGGGAGACGUGGUUCGCGUACCUCGGCGCCACCACCGACGCCAACCUCGAAGACAACUGCCCGUUUCCCAUCAUCUCGGGCCGCCUCAUCAACGGCGUGUCGUACGGCUGCUACUGGCGGUGGAACCAGGGCCGGUGGGCCGAGACGGCAGACAACCGAACGCUGCCCUUGUACAUCAAAGGCGUCGGGGUGACGUUCUACAUCGGGAACACCUUCGAAAAACCCCAGUCGGCGACCGUCGUGUACUACGGACAGGCGAGCGGCUUCCCGAGCUUCUUUGACGCGGCGGACAUGGCACCACGCGAUCGGCGGCCGGGGAUGAUGUUCGGCCAGGACUUGAUCCUCCGCGGUGUGUCCGACACCUCGACCUGGUCGGACAACCUCGCGGUGGGUGGCUACAGCUACGCCGGCUACCGCUGGAGCCCUGUCGCGGGCGUCAGUCAAUGGAACGCGUCGGCGCAGGCGGCCAGCAAGGUGAACUUCUGGGCGGCCUGCCAGGUGCAGGCGCCGAGUCGCACCAUGUACGAGAUGACGAACACCUCCAGCGCGCUGCAGAAGAACUGGUGGAUCAUCUUCUUCGUGGUUUUGUUCGUCGUCACCCUCGUCGUGUUUCUCAUCGUUGCGCUCUGCCAGGACGACGAAGACAUGGAUGAGCCGCCCGAGGACGCGCCGGAGUGGGCGCAGCAAGAGACGCACGAGACGCUGCGCCCCAAGUCCUUCGUGUCCACACGCUCCUUCCGCGGUAACACCUACGAGGACGACAACGACAACGAGAAAAGCAACGACUACCGUCGCAGCAGCAGCAACAGUGGUGAUGGCGGCCGCCGACGCAGCAGCGAUGACGGCUACGCUCCACAACAGCAGCAUCAGGAGAUGCGUCAGGCGUCGAACACGGGCGGCAGCCAGCGCCACGUGCGUCCUCCAAACGACUACGACGAUGACGCACACGUGAGACAGUCACAGAACAAUUGGAUGUAA